UAUUCCGACAUCUAGUCCUUUUGUAAUCCGGGGCACGAGCGAACGUAUCAAGCGAUAUAUCGAUCGGUCCAAAAUCGGUGUUUUGGUGCUUCGUUCGCAGAUAUUUCGUGAUAUAUUAAGCCAACCAUGUCGGGGUUGAAGAUGAUAAACCACAGUCGAUUGCUGACCGGCGCGGCGGCACGUUUGGAAGCUGUUUGUAGUGCACCGUCGCCAAGGAAUCACUUGAUACAACACAGGAUGGCGUCAAAAGCUAUCACUUUAGAAAAUAUCAACCCUAAUAUCGUUAAGUUGGAAUAUGCCGUGCGUGGACCUCUGGUCAUUCGGGCGGCUGAAAUCGAGAAGGAACUUGAAAAGGGCGCCCAGAAACCGUUCAAGAGGGUGAUCAAAGCCAACAUCGGAGAUGCUCACGCCAUGGGACAGAAGCCCAUCACCUUCAUCAGACAGGUGCUGGCUUGCGUCUCGUUCCCUGAUCUCAUCGAAACAUACGACUUUCCUAGCGACGUGAAAAAGCGCGCCAGAGAAAUCCUCGAAGGUUGCGGUGGUCAAUCCGUCGGCUCCUACACUGCAUCACACGGGAUCGAACUGAUCCGACGACAUGUCGCCGAAUAUAUCGAGCGACGCGACGGCCACCCAGCCAAAUGGGACGACAUCGUCCUUACUGGCGGUGCUUCAAAUGGCAUCAAGAAUGUACUUCAACUACUAUGUAACGAUUUGGGAGGAAAACCUUCAGGUGUACUCAUUCCAAUCCCACAGUACCCACUCUACUCAGCCUCACUAGCUGAAUACGGUCUAACCCAAGUCGGUUACUACUUAGACGAAGACAACGCUUGGGCUUUGGACGAAGCGGAGCUCGAAAGGUCCUUGAAAAGUGCGAAGGACUGUAAUGUUAGAGCUAUCGCUGUUAUCAACCCUGGGAACCCUACAGGACAGGUCCUAACCCGUUCCAACAUCGAGACGAUCAUCAAAUUCGCUCACCGACAUAAUCUCCUGCUUUUGGCCGACGAAGUGUACCAGGACAACAUUUAUGCUGAGGGCAGCAAGUUCUUCUCGUUCAAAAAAGUGUUGAGAGAACUGGGAGCCCCCUACACGCAUGAACUAGAAUUGGCUUCAUUCAUGUCUAUCAGCAAAGGUUACAUGGGCGAGUGUGGUCUAAGAGGCGGGUGGAUGGAGCUUGUCAACUUCGAUAAGGGCGUCCAGGCCAACCUAUACAAGUGCAUAUCAGCCAUGCUGUGUCCCACUGUACUAGGACAGUCGGCGGUAGAUUUAGUCGCCAAGCCGCCAAGCAAAGGCGAGCCCUCUUACGACCUCUGGAUCAAGGAAAAGACUGCAGUUUUAGACUCGCUCAAUAAGCGAGCUAAGAUGAUUGCUGACACCUUCAACUCUAUGCAGGGAUUCAAAUGCAACGUCGUUCAGGGUGCCAUGUACGCGUUCCCGAGCAUCGAGCUGCCGCCCAAAGCUAUCGAGGCCGCCAAGGCGGAAGGGAAAGCGCCCGACGUAUACUACGCCUUCAAGCUUCUUGAACAGACCGGUAUCUGCAUCGUCCCCGGCUCAGGUUUCGGCCAACGUCCCGGCACCUACCACUUCCGUACCACCAUCCUACCACAACCAGCUCUGCUGCAAGAAAUGUUGGACAUCUUCAAGAAUUUCCACGAAAAGUUCGCAAAGGAACACGCUUAAAUGUAGCAACAUUAGUCAACUAGCGCCAUCUUUGGCACUAGUCCCAUUAAAAGCGAGUUAGCCAUGAGUAAUUUCAUUUUUGGCACAAGCUUCUAAUUACAAGUUUGUACAAGUUUCUAAUGGGGUGGCAACGCGCAUGUGACACUAUUUGAGUUGCAGGCGUCCAUAGGUGACCGCUUUACAUCAGUCGGGCCGUAUG
This is a messenger RNA of Leguminivora glycinivorella, 1876 nucleotides long. RefSeq names its product alanine aminotransferase 1. Bases 127 to 1677 code for a protein of 516 amino acids. Gene Ontology annotation, biological process: biosynthetic process. Gene Ontology annotation, molecular function: L-alanine:2-oxoglutarate transaminase activity; pyridoxal phosphate binding. Lineage: Eukaryota; Metazoa; Arthropoda; Insecta; Lepidoptera; Tortricidae. The transcript is spliced from 13 exons. The record is from RefSeq and is a predicted model, not a curated record.